UUUCAGAGUAAACAGUUGCUACUUUAAUAAGGAUGGCUGAAGAGUGUGUCUCACUCCCCAAAGUCCCUGAGUGUUCUGGAACAUCCACAGCUGAGACCCCCACUGUUAAAGAUCUAGAACAGCUCCUGAAUACUGGGAGGUCUUCCUGUAACCAUGUUGAUGAAGUAUGGCCUAACCUUUUCUUAGGAGACCAUGUUACGGCACACAGCAGAUUUGGUUUAUGGAAAAUGGGCAUCAGCCAUGUUCUAAAUGCUGCACACGGCAAAAUAUUUUGCCACGAAUCCCAUGAUUUUUACGGCACAACAAUUGAAUACUAUGGUGUACCGGCCGAUGACCUUCCUGAUUUUGAUAUGACUCCAUAUUUUUACCCCGCGGCAGAAUUUAUACACAAAGCCUUGACCACACCAGGAGGCAAAAUCUUAGUGCACUGCGCAGUUGGGAUAAGCCGGUCGUCUUCAUUGGUGCUGGCAUACCUCAUGAUUUACCAUCGCUUCUCUUUGGUUAAAGCCAUUCAGGCAGUGAAAGAACAUCGGUGGAUUUUCCCCAACCGAGGGUUUCUGAAGCAACUGAGAAAUUUGGACAUUCAGCUCAGCAAAUGAAGCACUAAGCAAGCAUACAAAGAAGCAAACCGCUGAUGACCAGGAACACAAGUUAUUUUCAAGCCUCCCUGUCCCGGAACGUUUUCAUUAAAACGUGUUCAUUGUAGUAUUUUUCUAAUAGUAGCCAUGCUCUCAGAAAUAAUGGCUAUUUCGAGGGGUGUUAGCAUGGUCCACCCAUGAGGCAAGGCGAGCCCCCACCACCCACCAAAAGCAACCUCUACAGCGACCUCUUGGCAAACCAAUAAAUCCCUCUCCUCCAUUAGGAAGGACUUUCUUACAAAUAAGCAGUUCAAUAGGGGGAAUAUUGUCUUGGAAAUAAGUGGACUCCCCUUCUUUAGAGGUUUUUAAGCAGAGGCUGGAUUGCCACUUAUCAGGAAUGCUGCAGCAAUGGAUUUCCUACAUUAGCAUGGGAUUGAACUACAGUGGUACCUUGGUUCUCAAACACCUUGGUUCUCA
Molecule: messenger RNA, 1055 nt
Organism: Lacerta agilis (Sand lizard)
Lineage: Eukaryota; Metazoa; Chordata; Lepidosauria; Squamata; Lacertidae
Product: dual specificity protein phosphatase 13-like
Exons: 3
Coding region: 33-599 (188 amino acids)
Biological process (GO): negative regulation of MAPK cascade; protein dephosphorylation
Cellular component (GO): cytoplasm
Molecular function (GO): MAP kinase phosphatase activity; protein tyrosine/serine/threonine phosphatase activity
Source: RefSeq, a predicted model, not a curated record